This is a messenger RNA of Aspergillus nidulans FGSC A4, 1434 nucleotides long. RefSeq lists its product as uncharacterized. Gene Ontology annotation, molecular function: transmembrane transporter activity. The record is from RefSeq and is a predicted model, not a curated record. The transcript has 4 exons. Gene Ontology annotation, biological process: transmembrane transport. Lineage: Eukaryota; Fungi; Ascomycota; Eurotiomycetes; Eurotiales; Aspergillaceae. Gene Ontology annotation, cellular component: membrane. Bases 64 to 1434 code for a protein of 456 amino acids.
AUGUCUCGCGCAUGGUAAAAGAUUGGGACGAUCAGGAGGAGAAAAAGCUUAAGUUCAAGUGAGAUGCGCCUUUUCGAAUGUCUUGUGCGUACUGACCCGAGCAGACUCGACACAAUCCUCAUUCCCAUUCUCGGCCUCGCCUUUUUCGCCCUCCAAAUCGACCGCGGGAACAUCAGUGCCGCGCUUACAUCGUCCAUAACCGAAGACCUGAAUAUCACUACAAACCAGAUCAAUAUAGGAACGCAGCUGUUGUCCGCCGGCAUUGUGAUCAGCGAGAUUCCGUCGAAUGUCAUCCUGCAGCGAGUCGGACCACAAAGAUGGCUGUCGGCCCAACUCUUUGCUUGGGGCCUUGUAGCAACUUUCCAAGCCUUCAUCAAGUCGUACCCGGCGUAUCUGGUAACGAGACUGUUGCUUGGCUUGCUGGAAGGCGGUUUCAUCCCCGGAGCACUCUACUACCUUUCGACAUGGUAUAAACGGGAAGAGACCAGUCUCCGGGUGACUCUGUUCUUCUUCGGGCAGAUGUUCUCAGGCGCAACUUCCAGCCUAAUUUCUGCCGGGCUUCUGACGCUGUCUGGUAAACGGGGGCUUGCUGGAUGGCGGUGGAUUUUCUUGGUCGAAGGCGCUAUGACACUUUUCAUUGGAAUCCUCUUCGUCCUCCUUGUUCCUCCCAGAGCCGGCGAUGGCCGACCCCUACUCAGCUCCUUCACCGGCCGCUGGAGCUAUCUGACGCCCCGGGAAUCGCACAUUGCGACUUCGCGCGUUCUCAUCGACGACCCACAAAAAAGUGCUGGGCAUCUUAAGAUCACCGGACGCGACAUCUGGAAUACAAUCAGCCGGCCACGCAUCAUUCAGCACUUCUUCAUCACGCUCGUUGCCAUGUCCGGAUUCCAAGGACUGACGCAGUACACACCCAGCAUGAUCAAGUCGUUUGGGUUCAGCGCUGUGCGCGCCAAUGCGUUGGCUUCUGUGCCGGUAUACUGUGGAAUGCUCUGGGUAUUAGUUCUUUCGUAUCUUAGUGACAAAUUCGGGCACCGCGGUCCCUUUGUCCUUAUUUCCAUCACUUGGAACGUUAUUUCGUACUCUUGCUUGCGCGUCACCCCAGCUACUUCUGGCCGGUGGCAUCGGUAUGGAGUCAUUGCGGUCGCCAACGUUUCGUAUGCCAGCAUGCACGUCUUAAACAUCGGCUGGUUGUCAGUGUAUUGCAGAUCGCCGCAGGAGCGUAGUGUGGCAUUGGCGCUGGUCGUCAUGGCCGCCAACUGCGCUGGUAUAUCUGGCUCACAAAUCUUUCGCACAGAGGACAAGCCACUCUACCUCCAUGGCCUGACCGCCAUUUGUGCCUUGGCUGCGGCAUCGUGGGUGUUGGCGCUUGUAUUGAACCUGCAAAAUUAUUUCAUGCAUCAGGGUUGGAAAGCAAAGGAAGCGCAAGGCGUUUGA